Musa acuminata AAA Group (dessert banana) is the source of this 1434-nucleotide messenger RNA. Its product is annotated as WRKY transcription factor WRKY71-like. NCBI's taxonomy places the organism in Eukaryota, Viridiplantae, Streptophyta, Magnoliopsida, Zingiberales, Musaceae. The record is from RefSeq and is a predicted model, not a curated record. Gene Ontology annotation, biological process: regulation of DNA-templated transcription. Gene Ontology annotation, molecular function: DNA-binding transcription factor activity; sequence-specific DNA binding. Bases 304 to 1251 code for a protein of 315 amino acids. The transcript has 2 exons.
GGGCCCCCUCAGUGUCCAGCUUUCAAUUGGGAAUACGAUUGGAUUCCAAACCCAACGGCCCUGUCACGCAGCACCACAUAGGAAGCACCCACCCGGUCGGGGAGGUCAACAAGUCGCCCAAAAUGUCAACUUUUGAGGGCUGCAUGCCACCUUGACUUCUCCUGACGGCGGCCGACAUUCCCAACUCCCUCCGGUCUCUGACCGUGUGCUUCUCCUUCCUCCCUCUUUACAUAGCCUCCGGUCUCGACUCCUCCCCUUCCCCUCAUACGCCUCUUCCUCCUCGCAGCGGCCUUUAAGCUGAGCAUGGACCUGGCCGCAUGGCUCAAUGCUCCUUCCCUCGAUCUCGGUCUCCACGUCGGCGACGGCAAGCUCUCCGUCGAAGAAGACGACGGGAAAGAGGUGAGCUUGCGACCUCGGCCACGAUUACGGUAUGUGGUGCGUAGAGAUCUGAUGUCGACUGUCUUGGACCAGGUGAGGGCGCUGGAGGCCGAGCUGGACCGCGUGACCCAGGAGAACAAGCGGCUCAAGGAGAAGCUCGCGGCCAUGGCGGCGAGCUACGGCACCCUCCGCAGCCAGAUGGCUGAUCUGAUAUCCAAGGCCUCGUCCGAGGGCGCGUCCGUCUCUCCCGGGACGAAGAGGAAUAGACACACCCUCGAUUCCUUCUCCCCCGCCCCCGCCCCCGUCCCCGCCGCCGCCGCUAGUCUUGGCACGAACUGCAUCAGGAACGAGGCGGAGAGCACGUCGAGUGAGGAUUCGUUCAAGCGAGUCAAGGAAGAGAAUAAGCCCAAAGUUUCGAAGCUGCACGUUCGCACUGAUCCGUCCGAUUCGAGCCUCAUCGUGAAAGAUGGGUAUCAGUGGAGGAAAUAUGGCCAGAAGAUUACCAGAGAUAACCCGUGCCCGAGAGCGUACUUCAGAUGCUCUUUUGCUCCAGCUUGCCCUGUCAAGAAGAAGGUAACCGAACCACCGAUCGAGCAACAGCUCCUUCAUCCACGGAACCCACGAACUGAUCCAGCUUCUUGCUAUCUAUUGUCUCGCAGGUCCAACGAAGCGCAGAGGACCCGUCGUUGUUGGUUGCCACCUACGAGGGCGAGCACAACCAUGGCCGGGCUCCUCAUCCUCGAGCUCAACAAGCGUCGGGCCGCAGCAGCUCGGUCACCAGCCAAUCUCCCGCACCGUCGACGAGGCGACCGCAGGAGGCCGAGUCGCCGGAUCUGCAUGCGGGACUGGUGGAGCAAAUGGCUGCGACGCUGACGAACGAUCCGGUCUUCAAGGCUACUCUGGCCGCUGCCAUCUCCGGCAGGAUGCUCCGGUCAUCUCCUCCCAAGUAACAGCCCUUGUUCCUGUAAAUAGGAAUCUUUUGUUAGCAGGAGAAGAAGUUUGAUUCUGAGAUUGAUGUUGUCGAGUCGAUAAUCAAAGAUUCGAGUUCCAGAUCAA